GCAGGCAGCAGAGCUCACUCACUGCUUGAGGCUACAACAGCACAGAUUUCUUUGUUACCUGGAACUGAAUCACACAGGAGCUGUUUCUGGGUGACUUCAUCAUUGCAGCAGGAUCAUUGUAUUUCUCUCACCUGGACAUAUGUGGUUGUUGGACAAGCUGAAGGUACCUGACAUGCACGGACAAGUGUCUGACCUGACAAUGAAAGGGGCGGUCAUGGAUAAAAAGCAGCGUCUUACACCUUGUCACAAUGUCCUAACCCCAGACAGGAUUCCAGAGUUUUGUAUUCCUCCACUACUUUCAACUCAAAGAGCAGUAAGACUGAAGUCACUCUACAGGUCUGUACCAGAUCUUAGAAGAGCUGCUUAUGGAGCCUAUAAUGCACCAGAGACACAUAUCAUACAGGUAGACAGUGCAGAUGAGCCUAUGGAGGACGAAAAUACAAAUGGAGACCCUCAGGCACAAGCAGCUUUGUCCCUACCACAUCUUUAUAAGGCCCAUACAUCCUAUGGAUUCUGCACCUUGCUAGAAAGCCCCAACACCAGAAGGAAAGAAUCUCUUUUCCAUGAUGACCCUGCUAGCCUUCCAAUUCUGUUACAAAGACCUCGCUCUCUAACCACCACUUGCCAAAGGACAACGUCUUACGGUAGCUUCAGGGCAUUAAAGCUAAGGACACUAAGUCGUUCCGGAACCUUGGACAGCGAAACGUCCUCUUCAACAGACUCUUCUCCAUUUAGUUCCCCUCUGCUUCAGAGAUCUCUACCACGGGGUGCCUCUUUACUGAAAGCCAUCAGUCAGGACAGACUUUUUUCUAGAGCACUGAAGAAAAAAGGAAGGCUAUCCAGAAACAACUCACUGUCGGCUGAUGAGUGCAGCUCCACAGACAGCAGCCCAAAUAUAAUUCGUAGAGUUUCUGAUGGGAUGAUGGAUUCUGUGUUUCCAAUGGAUCUUCUGUAUUCCAGAGGUAGUUUUGUAGCCGAAAACACAGUGUUGCUCGAGAAUGGGGCUUCUCUACGUUUAUCUACAGAAUAUUGUGAUACAGCACAGAGGCUACGUGUUCGACUCAUCAGCAUUGAAGGACUUUACAAUGUGCACACUGACCCUAAAACAAUCAAUUGCUUUGUGGCACUCUCUAUUACUCCUGGGAAGCAGCAGAAGCAGCGAAGUACCGUUAUAAGAAGGAGCAGGAACCCAAUCUUUAAUGAGGACUUUUUCUUUGAGAACUUGCCACCCACAAAACUUCACAGCUGCUGCCUUAAGAUUAAAGCAAUCAACAAAGCGUGUGGAAUAAAGAGAGACUGUGUCUUGGGCCAAAGUGAACUUUCUUUGCUUAGCAUCUUAUCCCUGUAAGAAAGAGGAAAAAAUAUUUAACAUUUCAAGGCAUUUUAAUCCAAACUACGAACAAAUUCAUUAUUACUGUUAACUGACAAAGGCGGUAAAAAAAAAAAAAAUGAACAUUUAU
Rana temporaria (common frog) is the source of this 1460-nucleotide messenger RNA. Its product is annotated as C2 calcium-dependent domain-containing protein 4C-like. The record is from RefSeq and is a predicted model, not a curated record. Bases 140 to 1348 code for a protein of 402 amino acids. The transcript has 2 exons. NCBI's taxonomy places the organism in Eukaryota, Metazoa, Chordata, Amphibia, Anura, Ranidae.